UGGCCCUCACCAAGCACACUCUCAGUCGCUCCGACUCGGGAACCAGGGCAUCAGCGGAGAUAGCAAGGUUUAACUUCCCUCUUAGGCUAACUCGCUUUGGGCUUUGGUUCAGGAUGGACAACUCUUCUAUUUCUCGGAGCCGACGAUGCUCCUUCAUGCGCAACUGCAAAAGCGGUCUCUCCCUCUGGUUGGUGGUGUGGCUGGUCCUCGGCAAGCCAAGUCCGGCGUCAGCGUGUCCGCAGAACUGCGUGUGCUACCCGACGCCCAUGACUGUGAGCUGCCAGGCGCAGAACUUCACCGCCGUCCCUGUCGGAGUACCGUAUGAGUCGCAGCGCGUGUUCCUCCAGAACAACCGGAUCACGGAGCUUAGAGUUGGCUCUUUUGGCUUUGGAACUCAGGUUCUGUGGCUGUUCUCCAACAACAUCACAUGGAUUGAGGCAGGGGCUUUCAGUGAGCUGAGGGACUUGGAGGAGUUGGACCUGGGGGACAACCCUAACCUCCACAGGCUGGAAGGAGGAGCUUUCCGCGGCCUUGAGAAGCUCCAGAGCCUCCACAUGCACCGCUGCCGGCUCACUGCCCUGCCCCAUGACAUCUUCCACAAGCUAUACAGCCUGCAUUUCCUCUAUCUGCAGGAGAAUAAUCUCCACUUUCUGCAGGAUGACAUCUUUUCUGACCUCAUCAACCUGAGCCAGCUGUUCCUGCAUGGCAACCGUAUCCGCACCCUCUCAGAAAAUGUGUUCCGUGGUUUGGUCAACCUUGAUCGACUCCUCCUCCACGACAAUCGCAUCAGGCAGGUGAACCGCCGCGCCUUCCGCGACCUUGGCCGCCUGACCAUGCUCUUCCUCUUCAACAACUCCCUGGCUGAGCUGCCCAGCCAGACCCUGAGGGACACCCAGGGUAUUGAAUUCCUCCGGCUCAACGCCAACCCUUGGUCCUGUGGUUGUGAGGCCCGUGCCCUGUGGGAGUGGUUCCGUGAGGCCCGUGUCUCUUCAUCUGAGGUGAUCUGUGCCUCUCCUUCCACUCGCCGUGGUCAGGACCUCCGCUUCCUUCGUGAGAUGGACUUCGCUCUCUGCCCCCUGCCUGAUCCUGGCUCCAUCGCUGGUUCCACCACUACUACCUUUAGCACCAAAACCCGCUGGUGGUUUCACAAGAACAAGCCACAAUCCUCCACUAAAGGUGUGUUUGAAAAGGCCUCAGAGACUGUCAAAGCUGGUUUGUAUGGGAAAGGCCCAUCCACAACCACUUCAGUAGUCAAGUACGAACUGGGGGAGGAAGAGUUGGCACUGCCCAAACUUGACCCAGAAGAGUACUGGGAAAACUAUGGCAAUGAAGACUCAGGUGUCACUGUGCGGUGCUUUGAGCUUGAAUGUCCACCUGAGUUUGAUUUGCCUCCAUCUUCCUCCUCUCCUAGAUCCACUGCACCCUCUUUCCUCACACUACUAGCCCUUUUGGUUUUCACCUUCUGCCUCAACCUCCACCAACUAUUUGGCUGAAGAAGACUCUUAGUGCCACAACUUUUCCCUUCCAGCCUGUUUUAGAGGCUGGGGGAUCCCUGUUAGACUCUCUAUACCCCCUUUGCCCACUUUGCUGUAAGCACAUUUUCAAGGAACAGCAUGGGAGAUAGGGGGAUGGCUAGAUUCUGAAUCUACCACUUAUAGGGCUUAACACUUUUCAGGGCUGCUAAAAGUUCUUCAGCUAAGUUCACAUAUAUCUACAAUACUCUACAGGUAUGGCUUUCUGUGUCUUACCUGUAUGAUGUCAUGUUACGAUUCCCUGCAAUCAGGGCUAUGAGGGCUGAGUCCAUCUCAAAUAUGAACGCAAUUUGAUAGCACUUGUGAAUGAUGAUGUUGUCGGUUUUGUCACCUCAACUUAGUCAAUAAUCUUCGCUCUUUUAGUGCAUCCAUUUAACUGGUUGCAACAAAUACAAUUACUGUUUGAAUCAGUGCACAGUAAUUUUAAUACUGUAAUCACUUAAAGUGUCAUGUAAAUAGGUAUGUAUUCUGUGAGUGUUCAGACUGACAUCUGUGGUCCAGCUAAAUCACUUUCAUCUUGAUCCAAGAAAACUGUGAAGGCUUGUGCCUCUACAUGACAGAGCACAGCGAGGGGAAGAUAGAGAAGAACAAAGCCUAAUGUGAGGAAGGGAGAGAGAGAGACAGAGAAAAGGGUGAAUGCUUAUUCUUCAACAGAAGAAUAAGUGGUGGAAAGCAAAGUAACAGAGAGAAAAGAGGGGUUUCUUUCUUUUUGGAAAGGGAGGGGGGAGUGUUUAUGCAGCAAUAAGGAAUGAGAAAGUGAACAGUGAGACUAAGUGAAGGACAGUGCUGGCAGUAGAAGCAGCAACCUGCAGGAGAUUAGUAAUAAAUCUUGCCGUUAGUUGUUGUACUACCUAUUUGACUCAUGCCAUCCACCAUUUUCUGUAAAUAUGGUGUUGUUUUGCGACAACCACAUGGAUAGAAUGCUUCCUGUCAGGAAGCCAGAGAUUUUGAUUUUGAAUGUCUUUCUGUGACAUAUUAAUAUAAUGUGUGAUGAUUGUUGACUUGAAUGAUGAAGAUCUUGAUAAAAAAGAUACACUGAAUAUUUCCUGAAUCCUAUUUUUAUUAUUUGUGACAAUUUUUACAAAGUGUGUUUUAACUGAAGGGGUUGUAGGAGACUUUACAUUGGUAAAAAUCAAUUUGACCUUAAGAAAUAAUAAAAAAAAAAAUUAGAAAAGUACACACAAAAAAGGGGGCAGAUUGCCACUCUGUGACAAAGCUGUGACUAAAGGUAGACUGACCAAAUGGCGACAUGGAGUAGUUCUGGCUCUGAUCUGCAUCUGUGAGUAUAAAAGAGAAAAAAUGGAUUCGCAAGCUGGUAAUACUGCAAAAGGCAAAUACGUCAGUGGGUUUAUCACUUCUGUGACUCAUCGCUGGGCAUCACCAAAUGGACAAAUGAGUUGCAAAUUGGCUCAUUUGUAGAUGUACUAAGAGAGCAAUGAGAUAAUCUGGAAACAGAGGAAGCAGGUGAUAAAUUAAGACUGACAGAAUGAUGUGCAGACUGUUAGAGGUGGUAUUAACUGACAAAUUAGUGACCCAAAAAGUCAAAGGCAGGGAAUUAAUAAUGCUGAGGCUGCAAAAAUCUGGAAAAAGAAUGUUCUGAGCCAGCAGCGGAAGCAAAGUAAAUAAGCAGAAGGAAGAAGUCUCCAAAUAUAGGCAUCCUCUUGUUCUCAUUUUAGCAGUUUUUAACUCAUCCUCUUGAAAGUGGUCUUUCUAUAAAGCAAGCUAACCCACUGAUAAUUAAUUCUUUUUGUCCACUUUCCUCCCUCUGGUGCACAAUUUUUCUAAGACUUCAUCCGUGUCUCAAGGGCAAGGAAAGCGUUUUUUAAUAGAAGUGACUAGGGGAAGGAUGAAAUGAAGUAGGAGUGAAAGAGUGGGUGGUGAUUUCAGUGAUCAGCACGCACAUAUGGGCACACUUGCAGAUACAAUCAGAGAACCUUGCAAUAGUUUCUUUUUGGCUUGAGUUAGAAGAGAAAGAGGUACUCUUUUGAGAUUUAUUGCCAUAAUCCAAAAUGUUAGUGGGAAAUAUUCAGUGGCAUCUAAUGAAAUUUAGUUUCUUCAUGAGUCUCCUGGAGGAGGUCAAACUGCUCUUCUUCUGGUGCUCUUCUGUGGCCAUGAUAGUGAGGUCACUUUCAGACGACCAAAGUGCCAGUUAUACCAUUUCCCCCAGUUACCUUGUGCAGUUUGUCAGUCUGCAUGUUUUCUGUUUCUCUGAAAGAGAAAUAGUUACUCUGUAUCAUAGAUUCGCUCAUUUGUUAUUUAUUUUUACUGUAAAAGAAAAAAGAUGUUAUUGAAAAAUAAAUUCAUAAGAAAAGAAA
Molecule: messenger RNA, 3847 nt
Organism: Melanotaenia boesemani (Boeseman's rainbowfish)
Lineage: Eukaryota; Metazoa; Chordata; Actinopteri; Atheriniformes; Melanotaeniidae
Gene: rtn4rl2a
Product: reticulon 4 receptor-like 2 a
Exons: 4
Coding region: 114-1493 (459 amino acids)
Cellular component (GO): plasma membrane
Molecular function (GO): protein binding
Source: RefSeq, a predicted model, not a curated record